This is a messenger RNA of Lycium barbarum (goji berry), 1256 nucleotides long. RefSeq names its product lipid phosphate phosphatase gamma. Bases 234 to 905 code for a protein of 223 amino acids. Gene Ontology annotation, biological process: lipid biosynthetic process; protein N-linked glycosylation. NCBI's taxonomy places the organism in Eukaryota, Viridiplantae, Streptophyta, Magnoliopsida, Solanales, Solanaceae. The record is from RefSeq and is a predicted model, not a curated record. The transcript has 2 exons. Gene Ontology annotation, molecular function: dolichyldiphosphatase activity. Gene Ontology annotation, cellular component: endoplasmic reticulum membrane; intracellular membrane-bounded organelle.
AAUCUUUAAACACAUGGCAUAGUUCCACCUUCCUUCCUUCCAGUCUUUCCCACAUUUCUGGCCUCUUCAACAACUCACCCCUUUUCUUAUCUCUACCUGUCCCUUUUCCCAAUUCUUGAUUUCACUUCACAAUUCUCAAACAAUCCCAAAACAAAAAAAGAAGAAGGUGUUUUUACAGUGUUUUCUUUACUAUUUCCCACAUCACAGAUCUAAAAAAGAACCAAUCUUUUGUCAUGUCUCAACAUCCAUUGAAAGCAGUAACACUUACCCAUGUUAGAUACCAAAAAGGUGAUCAAUUAGGCCAUUUUUUAGCAUGGGUUUCAUUAGUUCCUGUAUUUGUAAGUCUUGGUGGUUUCAUAUCUCAUUUUAUUUUUCGUAGAGAACUUCAAGGUAUGUUGUUUGCAAUUGGUCUUAUUAUUUCUCAGUUCAUUAAUGAAAUAAUCAAGAAGUCAGUUCAACAAGAUAGACCUGAAACUUGUGCACUUCUUGAAAUGUGUGAUUCACAUGGUUGGCCUUCAAGUCAUUCACAAUACAUGUUCUUUUUUGCUGUGUAUGUUACUCUGUUGAGUUAUAGAAAAUUGGGGUUGAUUUGUAGAAAUCAAAUGUUGAUUGUCAUUCUUUUGGUUUGGCCUAUGGCGAUUUUGACAAUGUAUUCGAGGGUGUAUUUGGGAUAUCAUACUGUUGCACAGGUGUUUGCUGGUGCUGCUUUGGGAACUGUGCUUGGUGGGGGUUGGUUUUGGAUUGUUAACAAUGUGUUGAGUGGUUUUUUCCCUGCUAUUGAAGAGAGUGCUCUUGGGAGGUUUCUUUAUGUUAAGGAUACUUCUCAUAUACCUAAUGUUUUGAGAUUUGAGUAUGAGAAUGCAAGGUCUGCAAGGAAACACCCGUCCUACAAGCGUGCUGAUUGAUUCCUCGUCGUUCAUUGAUAUUCCAACAGAGUGAAACUUGAGGUUGGAACAGCUUGACCAACUCGAACUUGAUCGUUUGGAGGUUUAUGCUCUGUGCAAGUCUUUUUGUGAAAAGAAUUCAAAAGUUUGGAUGAGCUGCCUUUUGUUACUGAUCUUUUACCAUUAGUAGUUGUGCUGAUAGAUUCUCAUUUGGACCAAUAUUUGUAUAAACUAUAUUUUCUUCAUGCUGAAUUAGAUGCUGAUAUAUCACCCUUACAUAUGUUUUGAUAUCAUAUAUGGUGAUGCAACUGUGUUUAAAAUUUGACUUGGGAGCUGUAUUUCUCAUUUUGCAAGGAAUUGCUUGCUUUGUCA